AGUUCAUUCGCGAAACGUCAGUUGAUCGUCAAAAGAAGUAAAUAACCUAUUUUUUUGUAUUAUUCUGACGAAAACAAUAACCUUCGAGGUUAAUUAAACAUUAUUUAUGUGCGAUAAGGUCAUACAAAACCAGUUUACAUGCUUAUCCUCAACACACUUACGAUUUUGCUACAAGUAGCGUUCAUAGUGUCUAUGUCCUUACUGUCCAUGAAUAUAAUCCGAUAUUUUACUGGUGGUGUUAAGAAAAUGGCUUUAAUUGCUCCUGCGAUGUUCGUUAACCACGGAGGAGGUCCUAUGCCGCUUCUGGGGGACAAAGACCACGCAGGACUGACGAAUUUCCUGCGCGACGGCGUCCAAAAGCAUUUGAAUUUAAAGGAGAUAAAAGGUAUUAUUCUUGUGACUGCCCACUGGGAAGAGAGUGUCGUUACUAUAUCUUCUGGUAAGCAUCACGAUCUAUACUUCGAUUACUACGGAUUUCCGCCAGAAACAUACAAAUAUAAGUAUGACGCGCCCGGAGAUCCGGCUUUAGCAGAAAGAAUACAUCAUACGUUGAAAAAGGCGGGAAUAAAAUCGAAAUUGGAUCCGAAAAGAGGUUGGGACCAUGGAGUUUUUGUGCCAAUGAUGUUGAUUAACCCUGCAGCCAGUGUUCCUAUAGUACAAAUAUCAGUUUUGUCCAAUCAGGAUCCGGAACAGCAUUAUAAACUUGGGCAAGCGUUAUACGAAUUUAGGAAAGAAGGUAUAGCCAUUUUAGGCUCAGGAAUGUCGUAUCACAACAUGAGAGAAUUCAUGCUAGGCCGACACCAAUCGUCCGUAGUAAACAAAGAAUUUGAUGAAUACUUAAACAAAGUUUGCACUGCGGAGGAUGAGGCUCAACGAAAAGAAGGUUUGGUGUCCUGGAGACAGCAGAAAGGGGCUACGGAAGCUCAUCCGAUGAGGGCAGCCGAGCAUUUUAUGCCGUUGAUAGUUAUUGCGGGCGCUGGAGGCUCCAAACCUGGUGAACGUAUCUUCAAUUGGGACAUGAGUGGAGUAUUCCGACUAAGUGCCUUCGUAUGGAAAGAUGAGUGAUUGAAUUUUUCUAGAAUAUUCUAGAUUAUGUCAGUAUCUCGUGAAUAUUGUUUGCGUAAUCGUGAUGCAGGCAUUUUUUUUUAAGAAUGCAAGUGAACUUUCAUAUCUACAGUAAUGCAAUAUUUUAAAAACCUAACAAGUGGAAGGUUUUAUAUAUUUCUUAAUAAAAAGGGUAAUUUUUUGAGGUGGAAGCUUGAUACGCUGAGGUAAUAAGUAUAGAUAUUAUAACUAUUUAGGAUCCUAUUUUUCACAUAAUAUAUUUUGGUAUAAUGGUUUUGGCAUAAGAGCAUUUUCACAUAAUUGUUUUUCAUAUAAUCAGUAGAUUGUGGUCACAAAUACAUUUAUAAAGAGAGAUUUAUCAUUAAAUUAUGCUUUUAAUUUUAUGUAUAAACAUUAUUUUGCAACAUUAUUUUGCAUAAUUAAAAGUAUGUGUAAAUUGGCUUGUGUAAGAAAAUUAUGUCACAUUAUACGAUUAAUUAUUAUGUUAUCGGCUUACUCACGUAACUGUUU
Messenger RNA from Spodoptera frugiperda (fall armyworm), 1575 nucleotides. RefSeq lists its product as uncharacterized. Lineage: Eukaryota; Metazoa; Arthropoda; Insecta; Lepidoptera; Noctuidae. Bases 139 to 1065 code for a protein of 308 amino acids. Gene Ontology annotation, molecular function: zinc ion binding; ferrous iron binding; oxidoreductase activity, acting on single donors with incorporation of molecular oxygen. The transcript has a single exon. The record is from RefSeq and is a predicted model, not a curated record.